UCACUCAACCCAUUUUCAUUCUUAUACCAUUUUCGUUUCAAGUUCCUUUCUACACCUAAUCUCUUCCACCCUCUUUAAGCCAAUAUAUCUAUGUAUAGAUUCUCACAAUUUAUUUGUAUUUUAAUGGAGAAAGUGUCUGAUUAUUUUAUACCAUUUGAACCCGUUUUGCUGUAAUCUUCCUCCAUUACAAUUCUUAGGUUUUGGAUUUUGCUUGGAAUCGAAGUGAUCAAAAGUAGGUAAGGAUCUGAUUCUGGGUUGUUUUGGAAGUUAACAAAGGUUCCAUUUUUAUUACUUUGACUUGAUUAAUAAGCUCUUGUUUUUGUUAUUUCGACUUUUGUGAUCAUGUCUUUUUGGAUUCUUUGGGGGUGUAUGAGCAUGAAAAGUAGUUUGAUCACCUUGUUUGUGGUAUCUGAAUUUGGUUUUAAGAUGGAGAAAAUGUUGGAUCUUUUACAUUAUAUGAUUGCUGGUAAAAUGUUGGAUCUUUUACAUUAUAUGAUUGCUGGUAUGCAUGCUUAUUGCCUUUGUUUUUGAUUAUUUUGGAGGGGGUGUAGUUAGCUGAGAUUAAUGGAUCAAGAGAAAAGGGGUGAUUGCAUAGGGACUAGUGAGAAUUUGAGUAAGCUUGGGGAAGAUGUUAAUGGAGUUGUGUCUGAAACUGUCAUUGUGAAAAACUCUGAAGAAAAAAUCUGUUUUGAUGGAGAAAUUGCGGAUUUUAGAUUGCAAAAUGAUGGCUUUGGGUCCUGUAAGAAUCAUGAGAUGGAUUUUCGGAGUGGCGGGAAUUCGAGUAGUUUAGUUAAUGGAAAUGUGCUUAAGAAUGAGGAAAAGAAUUUGGGGGAGAAAAGCAAAGUAGUGGCAUCAAGUGAGGGGUUGGUUGAAGCAAGCAGGGAAUUGAUUAACGAGGAGACGAACGAAAUUAUAGGAGUUGAAACAAUGGAUCGAGUUUAUCAAGCAGAUAGUGGGAGUUUGAAUAAUUCAGUUGGUGGAUUUGUGUUCGACAACACUGUUGUGAUUAACACCCAAGAGGCAGCUUGUGUGGAAGGAGGUAAUGGGAAAUACGAAGUGGAAAACAAUGGACUCAGUUCAAGUAAAGUAUCGGCAGAAGGACCGAAGUCAAAAGUUGCUGAAGCAGAGGAAUCCUGUGUGAUUGAUAUAAAGGGAAGUGGUAGUGGCCAAAGACAGUUUAGCGAGAGUUGUGAUGGGGAAAGAGUUUGUAGAAUUUGUCAUUUGAAUUCUGAGCAAUUACUUGAAUCUACUGAUAGUGCAUCAACUGCAGAAGCUGUUACAGAUCUAAUUCAACUUGGUUGUGGGUGCAAAGAUGAGCUAGGAGGUGCACACAGUCAUUGUGCAGAGGCAUGGUUUAAGCUGAAAGGAAACAGAAUUUGCGAAAUUUGUGGCCAAACCGCAGAAAACAUCAGCGGUAUUAGACAUAACAGAUUUAUCGAAGAUUGGCAUGGCCAAGGAUCCACGAGUGGUGGUAUGACCUUCUCAGAACGACGUGCAGGAUGUUGGCGUGGGCGGCCAUUCUGUAACUCCCUGAUGGCAUGCCUGGUAAUGACCUUUGUACUACCAUGGUUCUUUCGUGUGAAUAUGUUUUAGCAAAAGCAUGUUCUUCCUCUGCACCAGCUUUGUUCGCCUGCAUGUUUUGUCUGUUUCUCCUGUGGAAUUCGAGUGGAUAUGACAUAACUUCUUGGUGAAGUUAUUUUUGUUUUUGUUUUUUUUUGGGGUUUUCAACACACAUAUAAGCAUAUGCUUAAAGCCAUAGGUGUUGGCAUUAAGUUGUUGAUAUCUGGCCUUUGAGCAUAAGGUUAAAGCUUGAACAAGAUGGCUUAGGCUGUGUUAAUGG
Molecule: messenger RNA, 1840 nt
Organism: Hibiscus syriacus
Lineage: Eukaryota; Viridiplantae; Streptophyta; Magnoliopsida; Malvales; Malvaceae
Exons: 2
Coding region: 565-1593 (342 amino acids)
Molecular function (GO): zinc ion binding
Source: RefSeq, a predicted model, not a curated record